Molecule: messenger RNA, 4222 nt
Organism: Salvelinus fontinalis (brook trout)
Lineage: Eukaryota; Metazoa; Chordata; Actinopteri; Salmoniformes; Salmonidae
Product: zinc finger protein 892-like
Exons: 2
Coding region: 241-1329 (362 amino acids)
Biological process (GO): regulation of transcription by RNA polymerase II; central nervous system development
Cellular component (GO): nucleus
Molecular function (GO): DNA-binding transcription factor activity, RNA polymerase II-specific; RNA polymerase II cis-regulatory region sequence-specific DNA binding
Source: RefSeq, a predicted model, not a curated record
GACGGAACGCUUCUUUCAACAGCAGCAACAGUUACUCAGACACCUCGGUAGUUUGCUAGACAAAAUACACGAACCAAUAAAGCUCUUUAGACGCUUUCGUGUAUAUUAGCCACUUUGUUUUAAACCCACUUCUGUCGUCUAGUGAGUUAUCCGAUUUAAUUUCAUAUUUAUUUUGUUGUUUUUGGUCAGCUAGCUGCCUGGUUAAGUUAGCACUAGCCUAGCUAGCUAACAUCCCCAACCAUGAGGUCACUCAGCUCCUCUCCUGCUAAAGAAGUGAAAGAGGAGGAGGAAGAGGAGGAUGUUACAAUACAAAAACAAGCGGAGAGUGAUGCUGUUACUGUGAAAGAAGAAGUGAAAGACGUUUCAGUGAAAGAAGAGGAAGACGCGUUCAGAGUGAAAGAGGAGGAGGAUGUUACAGUAAAAGAAGAAGGGGCAGAGAAAGAGGAGGAUUCCGUUUUUGGAGUGAAAGAGGAGGGGGAGAUGACUGUCACAUCCAAAAAGGAGGAGGAAACUGAAUUUCUGGUCCCGGUUUCUCAAACGCAUCUUAAGGCAUCUAAUGGUUCUAAGCGUGAACUAAGCCGUAAGAUGGUUUUGGGAAACCGGGCUGUAAUUAACACUAGAGAGAGAAGUGACUACCAUGGGUCAUCUGGGGAGCCUCAACAACAUCAUGAUGCUGAUGAGGCAGAGAAGAGUCUCCCCAGAUCAAAACACCUCAAGAAACACCAGCGGAGACCCACAGGGAAGAAAUCUCAUUGCUGCUCUGACUGUGGGAAGAGAUUCACCUCCUCAGCAGGCAUUAAAAUUCAUCAGAGAAUCCACACAGGAGAGAAACCUUAUAUCUGUGGUCAAUGUGGGAAGAGUUUUACUCAGUCAACCAGCCUGAUAUCACACCAGAGAAUACACACCGGAGAGAAACCUUAUAGCUGUACUCAAUGUGAGAAGAGUUUUACUCAUUCAACCAGCCUGAUAUCACACCAGAGAACACACACAGGAGAGAAACCUUACAGCUGUGAUCAAUGUGGGAAGAGUUGUAGUCACUUAUGCAACCUUUUAUCACACCAGAGAACACACACAGGAGAGAAAUCUUAUAGCUGUAAUCAAUGUGGGAAGAGUUUUACUCACUUAAGCAACCUGGUAUCACACCAGAGAACACACACAGGAGAGAAACCUUAUAGCUGUGAUCAAUGUGGGAAGAGUUUAACUUCAUCUAGCAGUCUUAUUGUACACCAGAGAACACACACAGGAGAGAAACCUUACAGCUGUGAUCAAUGUGACAAGAGAUACUCUGAUAAACGAUCUCUGAUCAAACAUCAGAAAAUACAUACAUGAAGGAGUUGUUUCAUGAUAUUAAUGAAUUAAUGUCACAGUGUAGAAUGUUUUAACAUUGUAGUAGGAGUAUUAUAAUGAUGUCACAAUGUAGGACCAUAAACGUUUGUCCCCUGUUCUGUUGAUUUCAGCGUGAUAUGGAUAUUAGUCUCAGGGGGAAAAUCCAGGCUCUGAAAUGGAAGAGUACUAUUUAUGUGAUUUAACAAAAAGUGACUAACACAAAAAGAGCUGUGUUCCACUUACCCUGUUGGUGACCCACUUGAAUCAAACUGCAACACUUCAAAAUGUAGCUAGUUGUUUUCUACAAGUUGUCCUUUAACCAGUGAUGUACACAUUAUCCCCAGAUUCCGUGUGGUUUUUGAGCUGUUAGUUUUAACAGGAUGUGAAACCUCAUCUACCCACUCUCACACAACAUGAUAUCGAAGAGUGAUGACAAAUAAGUGUUGUGUUCCUUUGUUUAGCGACCCCUAAAUUUAAAUGCAUCACUCCAAAUGUAGCUGACUGUCUUCUGCAGGUUGUCCUCUAACCAGUGAGGUAAAAGAUAUCCCCCAUUUCCAUGUUUUUUUUUAGUUGUUAGUUUCAACCUUAUUUAACAUCCUAAUCGAUAUCAGUGAUGUAUUGCUACUUGUCAAAACAACAGCAUUUUUGGUGCUUGUGCAAUUUAUAAGGUGCUUUAAAAAAAAUGUUUACAAAAAUGCUCGUAAUAUGAUUAUUGUGGCAGAUGUUUGGGUAUAUAGUACAUUUUAUGUUUAGGUUUUCAAUUUAUCCCAAACUGUUUUGGACUAUUGAUUUGGACACGUUUAAACUGUGACAUUGGGGAUAUCCCACUUAACAAAAUUUAAUUGAAAAUAAGACUAUGCCCGACCUACAAUAUAGGUUUUAGUUGAAAGUGAAAGUUGAAAAGGCUAUUUAAUUUCAACAUACUUGCAGCCUAUACACAUGGACGCAGUAUAAUAAAUUGAGUCUAUAAUCAGUUUUAGGGAUAGGAGUUCUGGUUGUCAUGGUAAUAACGGAUCCGCUAGCGGGACAACUUCCUGUUGGAAUAAUCAGAAAUAAUAUGAACAUACAAGUGUCUUAUAUCGACUGAAAGCUUACAUUUUUGUUAAUCUAACUGCACUGUCUGAUUUACAGUAGCUAUUACAGCAAACAUGCUGUACAUGCUUAUUUAAUCGCUAUUUGUGAUUUUUAUGAAGCCUGUGCUGGUUGAAAGAAAUGUUGUGGGGCACCAUCCUCAAACAAUCGCAUGGUUUCGCUGUAAAGCCUAUUGUAAAUCGGACAAUGCAGUUAGAUUAACAAUAAUUUAAGAUUUUAAACGAUACAAGAUACUUGUAUGUUCAUAAAUGUUUAAUAUUACGAUUAUAGAUUUGAAUUGCGCACCCUCCAAUUUCACUGGAUGUUGUCUACUUAUUAACCUCUCUUGGGUACGUGAGACGUUAACGUCCCACCUCUUCAACAGCCAGUGAAACUGCUGGGUGCCAAAUUCAAAUACAGAAAUACUCAUUAUAAAAAUUCAGAAAACAAAACAUAUUUUACAUAGGUUUAAAGAUUAACUUCUUGUGAAUCCAACCACGGUGUCAGGUUAAAAAAAUAAUAAUAAUUGCUUUACGGCGAAAGCAUACCUUACGAUUAUUUGAGAACAUAGCCCAGCAGACAAAUCAUUACAAACAGUAACCAACCAAGUAGAAGAGUUACACAAGUCAGAAAUAGAGAUAAAAUUAAUCACUUACCUUUGAUGAUCUUCAUAUGGUGGCACUCAGCAGACAUUCAUUUACUCAAUAAAUGUUCCUUUUGUUCGAUAAAGUCUCUUUAUAUCCAAAAACCUCAGUUUUGUUCGCGUCUUUUCUUCAGUAAUCCACAGGCUCAAACGCAGUCAAAAUGGGCAGACAAAAAAAUCCAAAUUGUAUCCGUAAAGUUCAUAGAAACAUGUCAAAUGAUGUUUAUAUUCAUUCCUCGGGUUGUUUGUAGCCUAAAUAAUCGAUAAUAUUUCAACCGGACAAUAACGUCGUCAAUAUAAACGGUAAACAAGAAAGGCACUCUCUCGGUCGCACGCAUGAAAAAGCUCUGUGACACUUUAGGGUCCACUCAUUCAGACUGCUCUUCAUCAUUUUUCAGAAUACAAGCCUGAAACAAUUUCUAAAGACUGUUGACAUCUAGUGGAAGCCAUAGGAACUGCAAUUUGAGUCCUAAGUCAAUGGAUACUGUAAUGGCGUUGAAUAGAAAACUACAAAAACAAAACAAAAAAACUCAGGUAUUCGCCUGCCAAAUCAGUUCUGUUAUACUCACAGACACUAUUUGAACAGUUUUGGAAACUUUAGAGUGUUAGUUAGUUAUAUGCAUAUCAUAUCUUCUGGGCCUGAGAAGCAGGCAGUUUAAUUUGGGCAUGCUUUUCAUCCAAAAUUCCGAAUGCUGCCCCCUACCCCAGAGAAGUUAAGGGGGAAGGUGUUACAGGCUUUGGUUUUUCCAUUUAUGUUUUCUUGCUGGGGAACGUAACAACAAACAUUGGUGUAAAACAAGCUUAUAUUUUGGGUUGGAUGUUGCAUCCAAUUGUUAAUAUUUUAAUCAAUGUCAUUUCCUUACAAUGCUCAUUAGUCUUUCAAUUGUUAGUCUUCUGUUUUUUAUCCUCAUGUUUGUUGUGUACUAAAUAUUUCUGUUUAUUUUCAUUGUUUUUUUUCCCUGUGAAGCCAUUGCGUUGCAUCCAUGUCUGAAAUGUGCUGUAUAAAUAUAGCUUGAUUUGAUUUGAACAUAUUGUAAAACAAAUGAACCCAAUGACUGACCAAACAAGACUCUUGCAAAACCAAUGAACAAAUAUGUGCAAAAGCAAUACAUUUCUUGGUCAAUCUUAGUAUGAUAAACUAUCACUUUUCCCCCUACCAGGGGCUUGAGGUGGUCUCCCACA